AUGCCGUCGUCCCUUAGUCUCGCGCUUAUCGUCGCCGCGACGACCCGUCCGACCUCGACACCCCCGACGCCGAUCGUCGUGAUCUGUCUGUGAUUUCGAUGACGUUGUGCGGUGCGUACCGAUCUGCACGUCGUGUCGAUCGGCAAAAUGCGCGAUAACAGAUGACAGAUCGUCGGGAGGUAUCCGCGUUGAUUCCAUCGCUAAUUCGUCAUCGUAACUUUAACUUUCGAUGAUACGAUCGAUCAGUGGAAAAAUAUUUUUAUUUUUACAAUUUUUGCAUUCAAGCGUCUUUGACACACAUGCUCUAUCACGCGAUCACAAUUAAAAGUUUUAAUAAAAGGUAGAGCAGUCACGCAGAAAGAAAGACCGUAGAUGGUAUAGAGAUACUGGAUAUUUCAAAUAGAGUAUUGCGAUAAAUUCAAAUGAUUGAGGGGCUAUCGAAUACCUAUAAUUAAAACUUGUUCACACUUUCUAUCUCACAAAAUUCUUUCGAUUGUUGAAGAACCGUUCGCCAAUCAUCACUGGAGGCAUUUGAGAACGUUUGACAUUUCGUUCGAGUCUCAUCUCACCGGAGGCAAAUCUGCGAGAAUCCGUGAGAUCGUUGAGGCAUCGAAAGUCGGAAUCCUGGGUCGCGCAGACCAAGCGGGAAGGAAAAUUAUCGCGAUACUUGUCCAGAGAUUGGACUCGACGGUGCAAAAGGUGAAGCCGGAGGAAGACGAGGAACAAGAAAAAAGCGGCCAAGCGGUAGCGACGCCGGAAAAAGGGAUAGAAAAGCGCGCGGCGGUGAAGGAGAAACAGGGGGUUGGCGGGAAGUGAAGGCGCUGCCGCGGAGGAUUUCAAGCCGUGCCCCCGGCGAGAUAGGAGCCGCUUGUAUAGAUAUAUAUGCAGAGUAAAAUUGUGGCGACGUAGGAGUUCUCGCUACGAGUAUCUGGGUCAUACAGCCGUCCUCUCGACGUUGUAACCUGUUCUCCAUAAUUCUAUGAAAUUCUCUCGGUGCUGCAACAAAGUGGAGCAUCCAUUGACGACUUGAAGGACUUCUCGCUCUUAAGUUACUUGAGAAGCACGCCAAACUAGGACGAUAAAAAGCGAAAUGCAAUUAAUACGCUAAAUAUUGAAUAAGGGUACACGAACAAGAGGAAUACGAGAUAAGAGUAGCGGAACAGAUGCAUAAUCGCAUUUCGUGCUUGCGUAAUCGAAACGAGAAGAUUGAUUCGAGAUGGAAUAACAAUGCGCAUAUACGCGAAUAUGCGAAAUAUCGGUGUUGCUCGCGUAUUGCUCCGAAAUGAAACCGGAGCUUGCAAAACCAUCGAUGUAAUGUCACUUAAAUCGCGCGUUAAGUGAGCUAUAAAUAUAAAUCGCGUUUCCCUACGCCGGGAGAAUCCGUAAUGAUCCGUGCGAAUCAGUGAUUUGCGGCACGAUACUGGUCGCGUGCGCGAUAACGAGCUGUUACGUCGUUACGUGGUUACGUAAAAAGAAAUCCACUUGGGUUCCCCAUAGAGACAAUUUUCGAGGAAAGUCCAAGGGCUAUUAUCCGAGUCGUGUAGCGAGUGGUUCGCGCGCGCAAAACUCGCUACUACCCUUCAUCUAGGACACGGUCGGACUCGAUAAAUAAUGAACCCUCGCAGUCAUUUAUCAAGCUCACCGCGAGACGAACGAACGCUCGGGGUAUCGUCGAGGACGGUCUAAAUGGGAGAAUCCAACGCGAGGCACCGGCUAGCACCGCAAGAUACCGCGUUGUAUUGCCGCGAGGGUUACGCAGAAAUCAUGUCCCUCUGACUAUCCGAUCGAGAGCUUAACUCGAGAAAGGCCAAUCUGCCAUUCUUAUCGACGAAAUAAAAGAACCGUGAAAUGUGCGUCGCGAUCAAAGUGGUAGCGACCCUUAAACGUCGAGGAGACACGACAGGUCUUCUCGAUCGUGUCUAAAACUCUCUAUCCUCCCCCGAGCGUUCGUCUUAGAAAUGCGAGAAUCAGCUGAUUCCGAUCAGUGUAGCAACACCGGGCAGUGCGAUAAAAUUCCGCGCAGGAGAUAACGGCGACCGAAAACUCGCGACUUGAUGACAGUGAUCGCGCUUCGGGCUUCGCGAUUCAAACGAACGUGAGUGGUAUCGAGCAACGCCGAGGCAACAACAUGAGGCGACGAAACAACGGUACCUCCUGCUUCUGCCAGACGUCGGCGAAGAGAGGCUUGCGUGGGGGAUGCAACGGGACUGAGGCGAACGAGCCACCCGGAUGGUGCAUCUACGCGGCGGUUGCGCUCGUCGCGGUCGGUUGCUAUCUCAAUGCGCUCGACUGCGAUUUUGUGCACGACGAUAUACCGGCGGUGGUGAGGAACAGGGAUGUGAUCGGCGAGGCGUCGUGGAGCAGCGUGCUCAACGACGAUUUCUGGGGCACGCCGAUGGAGAGCAUCAACAGUCACAAGAGUUAUCGACCAUUCACCACUCUGACGUUUCGAUUGAAUUACUUGAUGGCAGGCUUGAGUCCUAUGUGGUAUCACGCCACAAACGUCGCCUUACACGCCGGUGCGUGCAUCUUGGUCACCAGAGUGAGCCUCGUGGUAGCUGCACUUCGGCCAGGAUUCGCGGCUCUCGCCGGAUUGUUAUUCGCCACGCAUCCUGUACACACGGAAGCGGUGACUGGCAUCGUAGGCAGAGCGGAUGUUCUGGCGUGCAUUUUCUUUUUACUAUCCUUCCUUGCCUAUCACGGCCAACAGACGGCUUACGUAUGGUCCAGUGUUUGUCUGGGUGCCCUGUCGAUGUUGGCGAAGGAAACUGGCGUUACUGUUCUGGCACUAAACCUUCUUUACGAUCUCUGUCGUUCCUGGCAUUCAAUCAAGAGGUCUAUUUUCGAAGCUAAAUGGAACGACGAUUCUAGAUAUUUCUCAAGACGUGCUGCAGCAUUGCUCGUUUCGUUUGGCAUACUUCUUGUGGUACGGCUCGCUCUGCUUCAUGGUACUUUGCCGAACUUCUCCGCACAGGAUAAUCCAGCUGCUUUUCAUCCCUGUUUCCACGUCAGAUUGCUGACUUUUUGCUACUUGGCGGCGUUGAAUUGUUGGUUACUUCUGUGUCCGGCUAUACUCUCGCAUGAUUGGCAAAUGGGAUCUGUUCCUUUGGUUACGUCUUUUACGGAUACCAGAAAUCUGGCCACCUGUAUAUUUUUCAGCGGUUGUCUGAUUCUCACGUACAAAGCCUUCACGGAUUUCGAGCAACAGAGGCAUCCACCUCUCGUUCUUGGCUGGAUGUUUCUGGUAUUGCCGUUCCUACCUGCGUCCAAUCUCUUCGUUACCGUGGGUUUCGUUGUGGCGGAACGAGUUUUAUAUACACCGAGCGUCGGAUGGAUUAUUUUAAUCGUCUACGGUAUGCAAGUGAGCUGGGCUGCUGUGCCUCGACGAAGAAGCUGGAUCACUACAGGCGUAGUUUUCCUGCUCGUUCUAGGAUGUUUCAAAACGGUUCUUCGGAAUAAAGAUUGGACAUCUAGAGAAACUUUAAUCAAAGCGGGGUUGCGGUCUCUGCCCUACAAUGCCAAGAUGCAUUACAACUUUGCUAACUUCCUCAAAGACACAUCGCAACCGAAUCUUGCGGUCCACCAUUACCAGUUGGCUCUCUGGCUUUGGCCAGGUUACGCCAGUGCGCAUAAUAAUCUCGGAACUCUUACGAUAGAUGAUCAAGCGGAAUAUCAUUUUCUAGCAGCUAUUAAUGCUCAACCUGGUCAUGUAAAUGCACAUUAUAAUCUUGGACGAUUGUACAGAAGAACAAAUCGGACCGAACAGUGCAUCGAGAUGCUGAGGCGAUGCGUGUCGCUGGAUCCCGCGUAUGCACCGGCAUACAGGGUCCUGGCGAGGAUCGCCACCGGUUCUGCAACCGGCGAACUCUUGAGACACGUAAUUCAUCUUCAGCCGCGAAACCCGGACGCUCUCACUGAGUAUGCUUACUGGUUGUACAAGAACGGUAAAUGGCUGCCCUCGCUCCGGUACUAUUUCAAAGCCAUGGAGAUUUUCCCGUCGCAUAAACCGUCGCUUAUCGGUACACUCAGGAUUCUGAGGUCGCGCGGUCAGUGGUCCAGGGUACACCAGCUCAUCAUCAGAUGGCAUUUAAUGUUACGAGCGAGACGAGGAGGCUUCAUCUAUCGCGGGGAUUUAUACAUUCGUGCGUGGGAGCUACAAAGCGAGUCUCGUCAAAGGGCUCAUCAACAUCAACGGAAUCUCUGUAUAUCGGAGAAUGGAUGUUCGAGGCCGCGCGUAGCCAGUGUGUCGGUGCAACUCGAACAAGACAGCAACAAGUCGGAGCAGCUGCAGCGGGCGCCGCGUUGCAACGUGCGCGCUUGCAGGCAGCCGAGAAAAGGAAAAGCGCGGGUGACCGCGCCGACCCUGCUCGUGCAGAAUUUCUUGGAGACACUUUAGUCGACGCCAAUCGGGGAAACGGCCCUGUCCCCAGCACGUUCGCCAGAUGAAAACGGGCCGUGGAAGAGAGGAGUGCAUUUUUAAUUCGCAUAUAGCAGCCUCGUCCGACGAUCGUCAGCGACGAAGAGAAUCCUAUUAUAGCGGAAUGCCUGAAUAUUUUUCGUAUGCCGUGUUUGUGUGUUAACUGGGGACCGCAAGCUCUCGACCUGUCGCGGAUCAUUCGUGAUAUCGAAAUGGAAGGUAUGCAUGUAUCAUUGUUAUCGUUUAUAUAUGUAUUCCCCUUCGUGGCAUCCUGGUUAUACUGUCGAUCGGACAGUGACGACGCAAAGAUUCGCGAUCUCUCCGAAAAUAACGUCGCUGAUGGAAAACAAAGAGAGAGGACAAAAAUAAAUGCCUGCCCUGUAGAUAACCUUGUGGCUUCGAACAUAAAAAAACGUUCUAAAAUUGAACACGUUAAAUCGUUCAGGCCAGGACAAAUGACAAUGUGUGCAAUGGUGAGAAUUGAAUACUAGCAUUAAACACCUUGAAAAUUAUUUUGCCACUUUAAAAUUUAUCAUAAGGAUACUUAACGAGAGAGGACCAAGGGAGAUUCGAGCGAAUAACUGUGCGAUGAACGAUUAUGCAAAGUUUCUCUCGCGUGUCGAUUUGCGCAUAAUCGAAAUAUGAUAUAAAAUCAUGUGCGUCCAGCAUGUGUCUGUUACACUUUCGAAACGCGAUAAUUGUAAUUGGUAACAUAGUUACAUGUAGUAUGACGUAUUUCUAUAAAUAUUUGCUGUAUCUCGUGUGUGCUUUCAACGUUUUCAUGAUGUCUGUUUCGAUGAAAUGAUAAAGCUGCCGUUAUGCAUAUACAUCUGAAAAACGCAGCCUUUCAUUAAACAAUGUCAGAAUAAAAAAUGCAGAUUAUAUUUGUGAAAAAUAUUUUGAAAGAUUUUCGAUGAGUAAUUUAACAACAUAGUAUAUAGUUGUCAAGACAAAUAUUUAAUAUAUAAACUAAUAUUGUUAAAUUUUAAAAAUAAAUGAAUUUUCUUGGCAAGAAAAAUUUUUUGCUAAAAAUCUUACAUUAAAAAACGUACAUCAUUUUUAUUUUCAAUAAAUAUGCUAAAUCACACAUUUAUCGAGAUAUGCAUUAUAUUUUUUCUGCCGCUUAUGUCAAUGAUGAAAACUGUACGCAAAAAAAAACGAGAAAUUAUGGCGCCGAAUUUUAUUUUAUCGUCAUGAUAAUGACACUGUAGCGCAGUACUCUAGAUGAAUACAUAUAUAUAUAUAAAUAUAUACUUUUAAGAAUCUUUCUCGGAUCAUUCUUUGUGUGCCUCUCUCGUAGACACGCAAUUUUAAGCACGUAAAUACACGGUGCCAAUAUUAGAGUAAUGAAUGUACCACUAAUCUGCGGUUUGGUAUGGCUUUUGUAUAUGAAAAAUAAAAACAGAAACAAUUUUCUUUCAAA
Molecule: messenger RNA, 5840 nt
Organism: Nylanderia fulva
Lineage: Eukaryota; Metazoa; Arthropoda; Insecta; Hymenoptera; Formicidae
Product: protein O-mannosyl-transferase TMTC1
Molecular function (GO): protein binding
Source: RefSeq, a predicted model, not a curated record